This is a messenger RNA of Meloidogyne enterolobii, 1097 nucleotides long. The record is from the annotation of a GenBank genome assembly. NCBI's taxonomy places the organism in Eukaryota, Metazoa, Nematoda, Chromadorea, Rhabditida, Meloidogynidae.
CGAAAUGUGCCCCACACGUCCACAAUUGUGUGUCCGCAAAGUCUCUCUAUUUCUUUUCUCCUCUCAUAAGGUUAAAAAAAGUUUCAAGGAUCGACAAAGGUCAGACGACGUAACUGCCAGACACUUAAAUUUCCAUAUCUCCGUUUGCGGACAAACAAUUGCGGACGUAUGCAAAAAACAUUUGCGGACGGAUGGGGGAAUAAUGUGAUCAACCUUUUAAUUUUUGUGAUUUUUAAUAAGGAUAGAGACUUUAUUAAAAAAUGACAAAACAACAACCAAAGCAACAACAACACCAAUUUUAUUCUUCAACUUUAAUUGCUUCAAUUAAAGACAACCAAAUAUUUAUUCCAGCAUUUGUUACGUUAAUUAUUUUGGUUAUUACUUCUCUGGUAUUUUUCUUCUAUAAACGUAGCAAGGCAAAGGCUAAUACAAUUUUGAUUAUUGGACCGUCGGGAUCUGGAAAGUCUACAAUUUUUGGAAAGCUCGUUAAUCAAAAAAAUGAAUGGUCUACAGUUUCUUCUGUUCAAGAAAACAUUUAUUCUGACUAUCUUUGCAAAGAAGGAUUGGACAAACCUUUCAUUUUGGUAGAUUAUCCAGGUGCUGAAACCUUCCGAAAGGCUUUAUUUAAUAAAUGGUUUAAUGAGCAAAUUAAUUCUGUUUGUUGUGUUAUUUUUGUGGUUGAUAGCGCUACUUUUUCGAAAAAGGACGUUGCUGAGUAUCUUUAUGAUGUUCUUUAUGAAACUAAAAAUACAAAGAUUCCGGUUUUGGUGGUUUGUAACAAGCAGGAUUUGGCUCAUGCUAAGGCUGGACAGUUAAUUGAGAAAUUAAUUGAACAAGAAUUUGGUUUAAUUAAUAUUUCUCGUGAAGCUGCUCUUUCGCUUACUGAAGGGUCUGGUGAUUUAUCUUUGGCCGAACAACAAAAAAUUUUGACAAAUAAUGGACAGGAAUUUAAAUGGGAAAAUUUGAAUGAUGGCAAGAAUAAGAAGGAACGUCCACUUUUUGUUGAAUGUAGUGCUAUUGAACAGGAGAAAGAAAAUAAUGAAUUUUCUUUGGAUCCUUUGCGUAAAUGGAUUGGUGAAAAAUGUAGCUGUUUUUAG